Messenger RNA from Fusarium oxysporum Fo47, 606 nucleotides. RefSeq lists its product as uncharacterized. The transcript has a single exon. Lineage: Eukaryota; Fungi; Ascomycota; Sordariomycetes; Hypocreales; Nectriaceae. The coding region runs from base 1 to 606 and encodes 201 amino acids. The record is from RefSeq and is a predicted model, not a curated record.
AUGUCGUGUUUUACACCAAUCAACGCUCAUGAGGUGCAAGAGAAGCGUGCUCAAGCCAGAAGAUGCUACUGGUGUGUUGUCACGGGAUCCGUGGAGGAGUGUUGCAAGCACGCUGAGGAGGCAGACGCAGACUUGCAGCACUGUCAAGGUGAUGACGAGAUGCAGCUUUGCGAAGAGGAAGCUGCAGUUCAGGAAGAGACGGAGGGGACCGUUCAGGCGGAGAAUGAAGCUCCUUCUCAGGCGGCCGCGGAGCCACCCGUCGUCGAGGAAAGAGCCAGUAUGGAAAGGGUCAGCAGGAGCGGCAAGGUCAACAAUCGGAAGACAUGCCCCAUAUGCAGCGGCAAGGAGUACAACAUGAGCAACUUCACGGACCACAUGAAGGUCCACAGGCUGGAAGUGUUGGGGGUACGAGCCCGUCAUCCUUGCGAAUGCUGCAAGGACCCCAGACAGUGUCUCGUGGCUCCUAUUCCCCUGGAUAUCGAGACGUACUCCUGCAUAUGUUGCCUCAGGGCCCAUAAGAAAUGCAGCUUCAAUGGGCUUAAGGGGCGGGGUGAGAAAUGCAAGCCUGGAGUACAUCCCGCUCUGGAGCGCCGAAUAGAUUUGUAG